Molecule: messenger RNA, 1802 nt
Organism: Ostrinia furnacalis (Asian corn borer)
Lineage: Eukaryota; Metazoa; Arthropoda; Insecta; Lepidoptera; Crambidae
Product: CBP80/20-dependent translation initiation factor-like
Exons: 4
Coding region: 92-499 (135 amino acids)
Biological process (GO): regulation of translational initiation
Cellular component (GO): cytosol
Molecular function (GO): translation activator activity; protein binding; RNA binding
Source: RefSeq, a predicted model, not a curated record
GAAAUCAGAAACCCUAGGCGAGACCUUCCUCGAGUCGCUGCUCAACACGUGCCAGCAGUGGUACCACGACCGCGACAAGUUGCUGGGCGCGAUGGUGGGCGGCGGGCGGCCGCGGCUGAUGGCGUUCCUGUCGUUCCUGCUGGAGAUGUACUGCCAGCUGCGGCGCCGCGCCAUCCAGCGGCGCGGCGCCAGCGCGCAGCCCGGCCAGGUGUUGCUCACGCUCAUCUGCAAGUGCUGCGAGGACUGCAUCCGCCAGCCCGUGCCCUCUGCUAGCGAUACGGAGAACCUGUUCUUCGUGCUCACGUACAUCGGGCGCGACCUGGAGUCGCAGCUGCCGGGCGACCUGGAGCGCCUGCUGACGGGCGUGCGCGACGCCUUCCUCAACACGGCCGCCGCGCCCUCCAUCCGCCGCACGCUGCUCCAGCUGAUCGAGCUUCACGCCUCGCGCUGGCAGCUGCCCGGCUGCGCUGUGCUCUACUACUACCCCUCCUCCAAGUAGGUCACCUUACCUCCAUCGAAUGGACAAUGAAUGAUCUGCACACGUGUCUCCGUGCUAACGGUAAUAGCAGUCUGACGUUUAUUCUGCGGACACGAAGCAAUUGUGGAACUGCAUUAUGUGUGUUGUGCGUGUAACUUCAGCACUCCUGAAAUGUUUAACAUAACAUCCAAAUAAACCGUCCGUAUGUAUAUUUACAUUUCAAGCAAUAAGUUUCUAGUAAAUAGUUAUUAAUUUUUUGGGGCACUUUUAGGGCCUGUUCAUUCAAUAGUUUAAAAAGUUUUAUAUUCACACAAUACUAAAAAUAUAUUUAAACAAUAGUUAUAUAAACCUCUACUUGAUAGUAUGCGCUAUCAAAGUCUCAAGUUACGUUGCCAGCCCGACGGAGAGAGAUCUCGUGGUGAAUAAAUUAUAGUAUUUAAUCCAGCUAAACAAAGGUUACAAGCAUUUCUGAUCGAGUGUUUGAGUAUCUGUACUUCAAUAAUGUAGAUUAGUUUAUGUACAGGAGGUCAUUAGUGGUGUCGUCCCUUGUGCGUAUUUAGGCAAGCUGCCAUAAGCUCAUUUAAUUGUGCCUUUGAUGAUUUUAAGUAAUAAUUUACAGCCUCGGCACUUUCAAGUUUGUAUAAGUUUACGUAGAUUUGUUAGUCUAGUUAACUAACAUUUGACAAAAAAUAUAAAAAAAUACGUUACGCUAAAUAAUUCUUGAAAGUGUGAGAAUGUAAGUUUCAUGUUGAAAUAAGGUAUUAGAAAUUUAGCUUAAGGUGGAUCUAUUGUAGACGAGGGAUAUUAUGCCUUUAAAAGUAUUAAACAAGUACGUGUAUCAUAAGUAGUUUGGACAAAUGAACGAUGUACACUACUGUACGACCUUCGCAUAGUAUUUCGUGCAUUGUAAGCCUUUGUCGAUUAUGUUUAACUGUAGUUAUUUGCCAUCUUGAUAGGUAGCGCUGAAUAACGCUUGUCAUAUCGUUUGCCUAGGGUAUCAAUAUUUUAAUGUUUAGCUUUGUUUCAUAGUUUAACACUAAGCACAAUAAUAAUGUUAUAUUACUGCACUCUGGAUUUUAGUUUUUGUGUAAACACCAUUCAGUUUUAAGGAAAUUAAUGUAUUGCAGUACAUAAUAAAAGUAAUAAUUUAUCAUUUUAAUUUCAAUUAUGAUGCUUAUUUUCUUUAUCAAAGGUUUGACUGAAAUUUUAGCAAAACAGAACCGUAUCAAUGUUAAUGCUUGUGAUAUUAUGGUAAAUUUAAGUUAUUUAGUUUCUGAUAUCUUUUCUGUCCUAACCAAAGACUGUUCUGAUGUGGAGAUUUAAU